Larimichthys crocea (large yellow croaker) is the source of this 3064-nucleotide messenger RNA. It is a transcript of the gene pdk4, whose product is annotated as pyruvate dehydrogenase kinase, isozyme 4. The transcript has 11 exons. NCBI's taxonomy places the organism in Eukaryota, Metazoa, Chordata, Actinopteri, Sciaenidae. Gene Ontology annotation, cellular component: mitochondrion. Gene Ontology annotation, biological process: protein phosphorylation; regulation of glucose metabolic process. Gene Ontology annotation, molecular function: pyruvate dehydrogenase (acetyl-transferring) kinase activity. The coding region runs from base 273 to 1505 and encodes 410 amino acids. The record is from RefSeq and is a predicted model, not a curated record.
UUUCUACGUCAGUCACGCCUCCCAACAACAACAACAACCCAACACGUCGCUCGGGCUCUGGGGCUGGAAGUUGCACUUGAAGGGCAUUCAACAACUUGUCCGGGAUGGAAGGAAACUGCUCGUGAAAAACAGUGAUGGGGUACUCGUAACCAGCAUCCUUUUUUUUUAUUAUUUCUUUCCUGCAUGACGCCGAGCCUUGGCUUGUGUUAGCCCCGCUAACGUUAGCCCUAAACUGGAGAGAAAGGAGACUGCUGCAGUGACACUUAGGAAAAAUGAAGUUCGCUCAGUUUUUACUGAAAAAUGGCUCCGUUGCUGGGAUACCCAAACAAGUGGAGAGGUUUUCUAAGUUUUCCCCCUCUCCCCUGUCCAUGAAGCAGUUCAUUGACUUUGGCUCGGCCAAUGCAUGUGAGAAGACCUCUUUUGUGUUCCUGAGGCAGGAGCUUCCUGUCAGACUGGCCAACAUCAUGAAAGAAAUAGAUUUCCUCCCUGACAAGCUUCUCGGCACUCCAUCCCUUAAGCUACUCACCAGCUGGUACUCACAGAGUUUGUUGGAGCUUGUAGAAUUUUUAGAAAAAGAUCCAGAUAACAAGGAGGUGCUGAUCAGAUUUAUACAGGCUGUGGAGAACGUCCGUAAUCGGCACAACAACGUGGUGCCAACCAUGGCUCAGGGUGUGGUGGAGUACAAAGAGGCCUUUGGCGUGGACCCCGUGACCAACCAGAACGUUCAGUACUUCCUGGACCGCUUCUACAUGAGCCGCAUCUCCACAAGAAUGCUCAUGAACCAGCACACAUUAAUCUUCAAAGGCAGUGUGAACCCAGCCCAUCCCAAACACAUUGGCAGCAUUGACCCCAGCUGUGAUGUUGCAGAGGUAGUAAAAGAUGCCUAUGAGACUUCAAAAAUGCUCUGUGAGCAGUAUUACCUGACCUCCCCUGAUAUGGAGAUCACACAAGUCAAUUCCAAAAACCCUGACCAGCCCCUCCACAUUGUUUAUGUGCCAUCACACCUCUACCAUAUGCUGUUUGAGCUUUUCAAGAAUGCCAUGAGAGCUACAGUAGAGACCCAUGAGAUGAGUCCAACGCUGCCUCCGAUCAAAGUGCGAGUCUCACUGGGAAGCGAGGACCUCACUAUCAAGAUGUCUGACAGAGGAGGUGGAGUUCCUCUGAGGAAGAUCGAGCGUCUCUUCAGCUACAUGUACUCCACGGCUCCAAGCCCGGUCCACGUAGACAACUCUCGCAAUGCACCUCUGGCUGGUUUUGGCUACGGCCUUCCCAUCUCUCGUCUCUAUGCCAAGUACUUCCAGGGAGACCUGCAGCUCUACUCCAUGGAGGGCUACGGCACCUCAGCUGUCAUUUACUUGAAGGCCUUGUCCUCAGAGUCAGUGGAGAGACUUCCUGUUUUCAACAAGUCAGCCUUACGGCAUUACCGGGCAAGCACAGAGGCCGACGACUGGUGCAUGCCCAGCAAGGAUCCAAAGAAACUGGGCAAGUAUGAGAGGACUCAGUGAUGGUGGUCCAAUGGAAGGAAGUGAAGGACUCUCUGAAAUAGCUUGAAUAGAAAAAAAGAGUCUUCAUGUUGGAAGAAAUGGAUCAACUUAUGCUGUAAGUCCGAGAAGGGACUAAGUGUUUUCAGCAUGUUGCUGGACCUGGACUCAUGUGGAUUUCUUUCUCACAAGAGAGAGAAACCUAGAUGGAAAAAAAACACUCACAUUGCAUUGUUGGCAUCAAGAAUCAGAUAAAGACAGCUGAACCAAUACUGCCAGCCUCCAGGCAGUUUAAGCCAACAAAUGCUCACCACAUUUAAAUUCAUUAUACAACGAUUUCAGGCUGCUAAUAGUAAUGAAACAAGUAUUGAUCUCCAUUUGCCCCGUUCAUUACAUUCACAUUUCACUUAAGUUAUAAUAACAUGGUUACACUGAAAAAUACAUGCUAGCUGUUUGUGUUCAUGUCAGUUUUUUUCUUUCAAAGUAUGUAAUCCCACAAUUUAAAGACUGCUGCUCUUUGGUUAAUUCAAUUACUGGGAAACAUUGUGUUUUGUAUUAGGUGAGUCUAGCAUACAUGCCUUGAAAAACUCUUAAGAGAAUGGGAACAUGUUCAGUAAAGUUUCCUAAUUUCAUGCACACAACUUCUGCAUUUCUUUCAGUCCUUACACAACUACCGUUUUUCAAACACUAGAUGAAGAAUUUGCUUGGUGAGGCGAGGUGUAGAAUUAAAUUAUUUUUUUAAGUCAUUUUAGCCUUUUUAAGUCGGGAAGCCAACAAAACACGAUCUGUUUUACUGGAGGAUUCUGCUUGUCUAUCUACCUUGUACCUUUUAGCCUUCAACACAUGUAAGCUGAAAUUAUUUUUUAAAAGUUGUAUUAUUGUAUUCCAGAGAAGUGGAAUUGUUAAAACAUAGUAUUACAGCAUAUUUGAUUUUCAUAUGUGGGCUUGUAAUAUUAGUAUUAGAAAAAGUAAAAAAGUAUUUUAAAUGCAAUACCUCCCAAGUUAAGCUCAACCUUCACAAUCAUUUUCUCUUAAAACUUGUGUGAAGUUAAUCACAGGACAAUGUAAAAUACACACGUGUUAGCGUUCAGUGUUGUUAAGAGUUUGAUCAUUUCACUCGAAGUGUUUUGGAAUUUUAAGUUCAGAGGAUGUGAAGGGCUGUGUGCCUUUUUCUUUAGCUUUCUGACUUCCUGUAAGCCAUCAUGCUCGGAUUAGUGUAGCAUGUGAGGAGGGUCCACACACCGAGUUAAGUGUAGCAGACACCAAUGCAAACCACAGACUGGUGCUCAGACAGUGCAAGAUAUUCCCUCAUCUGUAUCUUGACAAUAUUACAUAUUGCAUAUUCUCAUAAUGUACCAGGCUUACUUUCAUAUGCUGUAAUACUCAGUUUAGCCUUCGCCAGGUUUGGAGAGUUUAAAAUGGCCAUGAGGACUUGUUGAUUGAAAUAUGAAUUCAUGCAUUUUAGACUUUAAAAAAAAAUGAUUUGUGAACAUUUUACACUGUGUAAAUAUCACUGCACUGAAGUUGUGGUUCACCCCUAAAAGGACCAGUGAAUGUAGAAAAUAAAAAUCUUAUGUAACGUC